Molecule: messenger RNA, 3252 nt
Organism: Euleptes europaea (tarantolino)
Lineage: Eukaryota; Metazoa; Chordata; Lepidosauria; Squamata; Sphaerodactylidae
Gene: SPECC1
Product: sperm antigen with calponin homology and coiled-coil domains 1
Exons: 14
Coding region: 1-3153 (1050 amino acids)
Biological process (GO): actin cytoskeleton organization
Cellular component (GO): microtubule organizing center; filamentous actin
Molecular function (GO): protein binding
Source: RefSeq, a predicted model, not a curated record
AUGAAAAGCACCGCCAGGCCGUGGAGUGCCGUGUCAAAACCGGGAAGCCACGUGACAGAGCGAGGGAAGCCUCUGCCUGCCGCAUCUGUGGGCAUGAAGACCUCCAAGUCCUCCACCUCGCUUGCCUUCGAUUCCCGGCUCAGCAAGCUCAAGCGGGCCAGCAGCGAAGACAUGCUGACAAAACCGGGGGUCAUGGCUGCCUCAGGAGGCUCUCGGCUGAAAAAGACUAUUACAACGGGGGCCAUCUCCGAGCUCGCAGGGAACCGGCUGAGGCCCAUCACAGGUUCCAUCCCGUCAUCAAAGCGUACUGGAAUCCCAGCUCCUCGGGAGCUGCCGACGGCCGCUGUGGCCAGAGAAAAAGCUGUUUUGCGGCCCAGGAAGACUCAGCCCAGCCCGACUUCUUCCGGGACACCAACCCCUACCAAGCAUUUGCGCCCUUCCGUCAAGUCCAAGAAUGAGGUCGAAGGCGGAGACAAGGCGGUUCUGGAGUCCCAAGUUAAGGAGCUCUUGGCUGAAGCCAAGACAAAAGAUUCCGAGAUUACCAAACUCCGAAGCGAGCUGAAGAAACGUCAAGAUCCACCAAGUUUUGACGUGGCCGGCUUUUUAGACCAAAAUGCAGAUGCCUUGCCGUUGUCGCCAGCAAAACUGGAGCCGUUUGUACAGGCCCUUCAGGAAAAAAACAAGGCCUUUCAGAGAGAACUCCUAAGCCUGGGGGAAGAGAAUCGGCUGUUGAAAGAGAAACUGAGUCAUAUAGAGCAGUUGCCGUUGACAGACACAACAAGCAGUGGCGGUAAUAGCAGUCUUCCCACCCCCACUACGCAAGAGUCCAGCUUUGGUAGUCCAACCAAACGUCCUGUGCAAGGCAUCGUGGGUGACGGCUACCAGCGAGUGAAUGGGCCUCCUUUGCGGAAUUCAGGGUCUUCCAGUAGCGACGUCACCAAGGCUUCCCUGUCACCUGAUAAUUCCGACUUCGAGCACAUCAUGGACGUACCUUCUAGACCUGUCUCCUCCAGCAGCACCCCCUUCAAGACCUCCAGAUGCUCUACCUCGGGGAGUUCGCCGAACAACACGAGUGACCUCUCUGUGGCCUCCCUCACAGAGAGGAUCCAGAGGAUGGAAGAGAACCACCACAGCACGGCGGAAGAACUUCAGGCCACGUUGCAGGAGCUUUCCGACCAGCAGCAGGUGGUCCAGGAGCUGACCACUGAAAACGAGAAGCUGGCCGAAGAGAAGGCCAUGCUGGAGACAUCCUUCUGCCAGCACCGGGAGAGGAACGAGAAGCUGAGUCAAGAGAACGAGAAGCUGGUGGCUCUCUUGCAAGAGCGACCGAAGAACGACGAGAGCAAAGCCCACGAUGCCAAGGUCCACGAGUUGGAGCAGAAGUGCGCAGAGCUGCUCGAGAAGGCCCAGUUCGAAAGGGAGAAGAUGCUGAACAUUCAGCAGCAGCUGACGAGCAGCCUGCGGAGCCUGGAACGGGAACACCAGGACUCGCAGGGGGCCAUCAAGAACCUGAGAGAGGAGAACGAGAAGCUGAGCUUCCUCUUGGAGACGGAACGGCAGGGCAAUGCCGCCUUGGCCAAGACGCUGGAGGACUGCAGGGUCUCUCUGGAAGGCCUGAAGAUCGAGAAUGGCUCUCUCCGGUCCCAGCUGGACAGCGAGAAACAGAAGGCGGCAGCGAUCGACGCGAUGAGUUCUGAUGCAGACAACUCAGAAGUCCGUGAGCUGCUGAAGGCGACCCGAGCGGAGAAAGACCAGCUGGAACUUACCUGUACCGAGCUCAGGCAGGAGUUGCUGAAGGCGAAUUGCGAAGUGAAGGCCGUGCAAGGGCAGCUGUCCAAGGUGGAGAAGGAGCGCUGGCAGCUGAAGGAGCAGUGCGAACGCCAGGCAGAGCAGCUGAGUCGAGCCAGCCGCCAGCUGCAGGAGAAAACCUCUGAGAAUGAAGCCGAGAUCAGGAACCUGAAAGAGACCAUCUUCGAGCUGGAGGACCAGGUGGAGCAGCAUCGAGCCCUCAAGCUACACGACAACCAGACCAUCAGCGAUUUGGAGAGUAAUCUGCUGAAACUGGAGGACCAGAAGUUGGACUUGGAGAGGCAGCUGAAGAUCCUGACCAAGCAGAUCAAGGAGGACACGGAAGAGUGGCGCCGUUUCCAAGCGGACCUGCAGACGGCCGUGGUGGUGGCGAACGACAUCAAGUGCGAGGCCCAGCAGGAGCAGCGCGUGACGAAGCGGCGGCUGCUGGAGGAAGAGGAGAAGAACGCUCGGCUGCAGAAGGAGCUGGAGGAAGCACAAGGAAGCCGCAGGCCGACAGCGGAGCUGAUUGACUCCCCGGAGCCGGAUUCCACCAGCCGCUGGCCUGGGAUCCCCGCGAGCCACGCCUCACCAACGCCCCCAGAGUCGCUGGCCACGGUGAAAUCCUUGAUCAAGUCAUUUGACUUGGGAUGCCCAGGGGGCACUGGGCAAAGCAUUCCAGUCCACAAGGUCUCCCGGAGCCCCCUGAGUGGAAUCCCAACGAGGACGGCUCCGGCAGCUGCCGUCUCACCCAUCCAGAGACAUUCCACCUUCAACAGCCCAAAGCCAGCUGGGAAAGCUUUCUCCAAGCAUGCCGACCUUCCAGACCUCCCCUUGGCAGACCUGUUGAAAGGGAGGAGCGAGGACCUGAAACCUGAGCACUUCCUCCGCAAGAGCCCCUCUCUGGAAUCCCUGAGCAAGCCCCCCACGAUGACCUUCGCUGGCAGGAUGCUCAACUCCGCACCCAGCAGCCUGAAACCUCCAAGCCGACUUAGCGUGGAGAGAAAGGACCCUCUGGCGGCUCUAGCAAGGGAAUACGGGGGCUCCAAGAGGAACGCUUUGCUGAAGUGGUGUCAGAAGAAAACCGAGGGAUACCCAAAUAUUGACAUCACCAACUUCAGCAGCAGCUGGAGCGACGGCCUGGCCUUCUGCGCUCUCCUCCACACCUACUUGCCUGCGCACAUUCCCUUCCAGGAGCUCAGCAGCCAAGACAAGAAAAGAAAUCUCCUUUUGGCAUUCCAAGCAGCUGAAAGCGUAGGCAUCAAACCCAGCUUGGAACUCAGCGAGAUAAUGUACACAGACCGCCCCGACUGGCAGAGCGUCAUGCAGUACGUGGCCCAGAUCUACAAGUACUUCGAGACCUGAGGCCCCGGAGCCAGCUAGAGGGAAGAGCCGAGCUGCAGAAGGAGGAGGGAGAGGCGCCUGAAGAACGCCAUGGACAAGCACUCGAUCACUUUAAAAGAA